AUGCUUUAAUUAUAAAAAUCAUCUUGGGCCUAAUCGAAUUCACCAAGACAAUUUCGAUAAAAUAGCAGUCCUAGUUCUCCCUCCAUCAGAUCUGACUAGGUUUCAAGACACGAGGAUAUAGAUGAUCAAUGGGAUGUUAUUGUAGAAGACAAUUUUGUAAAGAAAGUGGGAUCGAAUCAAAAUUAAAGAUUUGAGAGUGAUUUCACAGUUCAAGAUCAAGACAAGCGGAAUAUAUUGCAUUAAACAGCUCUUAGAUAGGACGCUAAAAUCCUUGAACUCUUAAUUUAGGAUUAUCAUAAUCUGCUCAAAGAAAAUAAGAAACAAGAUAGAGCCAAACUCUAAAGGAAAGUGUCAUAAAUUAAGAACAACGAAAAUGAAGAUGAAGAAAUAAUAGAAAUUGACUUUGAUUGUGAAGAUUAUGAUUUUUUAGAAUUGUAAGAUUAAGUAAAGAAGUAUGUUCAAUAGCCAGACAUAUUUGGAUGCACUCCCAUAUAAAUUUGCUGUUUUUUAAAUGAUCCCAAGUUCCACUAAAAUAGAUAGGAGUGUUUGAAAAUUUUAAUUGAAAAUGGUUCAGAUGUGAAUGAAGCAAAUCCUCAUAACCUGUGGAGACCACUUCAUUGGUGUUCAUUUUAUGGCGAUGAAGGCAGUGUAAAACUCCUAUUGUAAAAUAAAGCCUUUUCAUUUCUCUGUGAUUAUAACGGAUUAUAUCCUAUGGAUUUAGCAGGCAAGAAUCAACAUAAUGAAGUAUUAGAAGCCCUGAUUGACAAUAUGGUUAUCUUAUUAAAAGAUUGUCAAUUUUUUUGGAAUGGAGAAUUGAUAGGGAAAAAAGAAACUGAGUUCAUUGAAUUUUAAGAGAUCUGUUCUCAUUAUGAAGCAGAACUAUAAAAUCCACUGCUGUAUACCAAAAUCUUAUUCUGGUGUUGCAGAUUUAAAUUCAACAAGUUCAUCAAAACAAUCUUAGAAAAACUGCCAAGAAUUUACAUCAUGUUUCCCAUUAAGUCCUUGGAUUCAUAAACUUGUCUGCAUGCUUGCUGUUUCAGUAGUAAUGCUGAGGCUUUAAAAAUGAUUAUCAAAUUUGAAAUUUUGGAUUUGUCAAUGAUGAAACCUGAUCCAGCAUAAACAAAAAAGCAACUAAAAAGAGAAUAACGAAGAGAAGGAUUCCAUUUUAAAAUAUUAAGCAGUUAUUUAGAAUAAAUAACAAAAACUGAAGUUCCUGGAAUUAAUUAGAUACUAUAAAAGAGAUAUACUUAAAACUAUAAGGAAAGAUAUUAUCAUGAACUCUAGAGAUAUCUAGUAUAGGAUUAAAUUUAUAGACAAGAGCUUGCAAAAGUCAAUUUUAUGCUCUUAAGCCUCAAAGAUCAAAAAGUAGAGAAAUCAUUUUAUGAUUUAACAAAACAGACUUUUUGUAGGAAUGUGCUCAAAAUAAAUGUUAAAGAUAAUCAUGGAAAUACACCAUUGCAUUUGGCAUCUUUAAAUGGAGAUCAAAAUAUUAUUAAAUUUCUCUUAAAUAAAUUUGCUGAUCCAGAAGCUGAAAAUUUUGAAUUUUUUAGAGCUAAACAACUAACAAGAGAUCUUACUACCUAAUUAUAUUAUGAUGGAUUAAUCAAAAAAUAGAAAUAUAUGAUUAGUCAGGCUUAAUUAUUAAGAUCUAUUGAACUUAUAUUCUAAAAGCAUAAGGAAAAAGGAUAAAAGGUUAGCACCAACUUUGAGGAUUAGUAUAAUUUAUCUGAAAAUAUUUAAUAGAAAUCAAAGUAUUAUAGAACGUAGUUGAAGAUAAAAGGGAAAACAUCAAAAUCAAAAAAGAAAUUAUAAACUAUCUCACAGAUAGAGCAGGGUGAAUCAGCCAAACUUUCAGAAUUGAGAACUUCGAAUGCAAAAGAAAAUUCAAAUCUAAUUUAGAAACCAAAAAAGACUAAGAAAGUUACCAAUAAAAUUAUUCCAUUAAAUUUUCAACCUUCAACUUCAAAUAAGAAAUCAAAAAGUUCAUAUGAUCAUUAUGAAUAAUUAAUCCUAUUUUCAAGUUAAUUAUUUGUUCCAGAUAUAGUAUUAAAAUUUGAUUAAUCAGUCAAAGUUAACUUGAUUGAUUAUUUUAAAAAAUCCUCUAUGGUUGAUUAAAAAAAGUUAAUAGAAUAAUAAAUCAAUUUUUAAAUAGAUCUUUUAUAAAAAGCAGAAUUUGAAAUCUAUAUGAUGUUCUCAUUUACUUCAAAAGAUUACAUUUACAUAAUGCUUAGAAUUAAGGAAGAGAAAUUAGAGAGAUUAGCUGAAGAAAUGGAAAUGCAAAUAAAAAUGAUUGAUUCUUAUGAUCUAGAAUAAUUUAAGAUGAAACAAAGAAAUAAAUUUGAACCAUUUCGAUCUAGUCAAAGAUAGAAAAUUGUUUAUGAACAUUUACUGAAAUCAAUCAAUUUAGAAUCAUUAAUGAAAUCUAAAUUAAUCGAUUCUUGUUAUGCUAUGCAUACAUCAGGAGGCAUUUAAAUAGUUAAAAGGGAGUGGUAAAAACUAUCAUUUGGAUUCAUUCCCUAACCAAUCUGUUAGAUAAAAGAUUAUUUAAGCGAAGGCAGUGGAAGGAACUUUACUUCAUUAACAACAAUGAGAUUGUACUUUGGAGAAUAGAUAUCCUUCUUUUUUGCCUGGAUCAGCUAUCUCUCAUGUAUAUCAUUAAUAAUUGCCAUUCCAGGAUUAAUACUGUAAAUUUAUGUCAUUCUAUACGAUUUCCACUCUGAAAUACUGCCAUAUUGGGUAUUGAUUGUGACUAUAUGGUCUACUGUAUAAACAGAAUUGUGGAAAAGAAAGACAUCAGAAAUCAAUACAAGGUGGGGUUGCAUCGAUUAAAUGCUUCAAGCUGAAUCUUCUUAUUAUGAGGGUCCUCUGAAAGAUAAAUUCUCAGGGGACGAAGAAAUAAAUAAUAUCACCAAGAGAUUAACAAAGCAUUAAUAAAUUACUAAAUUGGCAGUUUACUUUGUUAUUUUUUUGAUUUUAUUGGCUGUUUUUCUUUUGGGAAGUUUUGGAAUAGUCUACGGGAUUGAUUUACUAAGGAAAGAGGUUUAGUCAUACAAAGGAGUAGUAUUUUUACUAGGUGCUUUAUAAGCUAUUGCAAUCUAAGUCUUAAAUAUAUUAUUUCAUUAUUUCUCUAAAUGGUAUGCUGAUGUAGAAAAUCAUAAAUUUGAAUUAAGUUACGAAAAAUCUUUAAUUUAUAAGAAUGUAUUCUUUAGGUUCAUAAAUUCAUACAUGCCUUUGAUGUAUAUCAUAGUUACUAGUAAUGAUUAUAAUUUAGAAGAUAUCUUUUAUUUUCUCAUUCCCCUUGUGUUAGUAAAGAAGGCAUAUUACAUAUUAAUUGAUUUCUUGAUUCCUGCUUUAAUCAUUCGAGCUAAGAUUAAAAUAUAUUUCUCAAAAGUCAAGGAAGUUUCAUAAGAUUAAAGAUUUUUUGGAAAAUAGAAGGGAAAAACAUUGAGUUUUUUGGAUGAAAUUGAAUAAUUUUGGACUUAUGAUGAAUUUAGCAAAAAUAAAAAUUCAUAGGCCUAAUCUUAAUCCUAAGAAACUUCAUUUUAAAUAGCAUAUUUAGAAUCAGCUUCUAGAACUGUGCUUAAAGUUGAAAGUGAAGAGAUUUUAGAAGAAAAGUUACAUGAACAAACUUAAAAUCCAAAAUUAGUUUAUCAACCUUUUGAAACUAAGAUCGACACUGAUGCUAUUGAGUUAAACUCGUUUAAAGAUGAAUUUGGAGGUACUUUAGAUUAUUUCAUGGAAGCAGUUACUGAUUAUGGAUAUUUUAUUUUAUUUUCAGCUGCUUUUCCCAUAGGUCCAUUUAUAGGGAUAAUUUUAAAUGUUGUAGAAAUUCAAAUGAAACUUUAUAAAUUAAUAUACAUGACAAAGAGAAUUAAGUCUGAAAGGAUGCCUGGUAUUGGUUAGUGGUUAAACAUUUUAGAAUUUUUAAGUGCCAUAGGAGUAUUUACAAACUUUGUUUUAUUAUAUUUCAAACAUAGAAAUGCAACUCUAAAGAUGUUUACAAAUGAUGUAGAUUAGAUUAUAUAGGAUGAUUUAGAAUUAUGGUAUUUUAUAAGUUGUGUAAUUGCGGUCACUCUAAUAAAAAUAUUAGUUAGAGAAUUAAUACCGGAUAGACCAGAUUGGGUAAUUGAAGAGAUUGAUAAAAUAAAUCAUAGGGAAUUGGUUGAGCAACAAGAAAAGGCAAAGUAAAAAUUGAGAGAUAUGGAGAAGCAUUUUAAAGAAUUGCGAGAUGAAAAUAUUAAAUUGAAAAAAGAAUAAGCCGAUUUAGAGUAAAUUACAGAUUUAAGAAUCAGAUAAUUGGAUGCUGAAAUAAAUAAGUUGGAAUAGUAGUUUUAAAAUAUAUCCAGAUUUAAGAAAAUAGAUAAACUAAUAAUAACUGAGUAUGACAUGAUAGUAUUGAAUGUACUCAAAAAUAGAUAUUAUCAAUUUGAUAAUAUAAUGUUGACAAAAAGAUUGUUAUAGUUUAUAGAAACAAGAUCUUGUAUUAUUUAAAUCUGUUAAGAGUGUGGAAAAUGUCCAGCUAUUCUUGAAUGUUUGGAAUGUUAAGAGAAUUUCUGUGGAUCAUGCUAUUCCAAAGUUCACACAGUCAUCCAAUAAAUGAAACACAAUGUUAAAUUGAAAGUGAAGAAAAAUGAAAUCUCAGAGUAAAUUGAACUAAAUGUAAUUUAAGAUGAAAAAGAACAGAAAUAAGGAGCAUCUGAAUAAUCGAAAUUACUCAAAAAAUAAAUUGGUAUUGCACUUCCAAAAAGAAAUUGGAAGAAAAUUGAAUAUUUCUUCAUACCAUUAUAAAUACAAAGUGGACAACCUAAAUUAAAUGAGUUGUAUAGUCAAUUUGGAGAUUACUAUUUAAAAAGUUCAGGUCUGGAAUUCAGAGAUUUCAGGAUUGUUAUUGAAAAGAUAUUGCCACUAAAAGAUGUAUUAAUUGCAGAAGACUCUACAUUAAGAUUGGAGGACAAAAUCUUUCUUAAUAGAAUUGCUUUUUAAUUAUUUAGAAAGAAAAAACAUUCUGCUGAAAUUUAACAAUUCUUGAGAUAUUGUACAAUUCUAUAAACAGGAUAACUGGAAUAAAGAAUCUUUAUGUUCUUUGAUUUUAUUGAUAUUAAUGAGGAUGACUAAAUUUCAAAAACUGAAUUGGAAGGAUUAUUCCUUGCUUCAUUUGUCUAAGAUUUGAGAACAAAUAAAAGGGUUUAUGAAGUGAUUGAUUAGUUCUUUCCAAACAAUGCACAAAUUAGAAUUAAAAGGGAAGUAUCCUAAGAAUUCUUUAAUAAAGUUAAUAGAAGUGAUGAAUUUCGAACAUUUUUAGAAGCAUUAUUAUAGGUUUAAGGAGUAAAAUGUUGA
Messenger RNA from Paramecium tetraurelia, 5337 nucleotides. RefSeq lists its product as uncharacterized. The transcript has 3 exons. Gene Ontology annotation, molecular function: protein binding; chloride channel activity. Gene Ontology annotation, biological process: chloride transmembrane transport. NCBI's taxonomy places the organism in Eukaryota, Ciliophora, Oligohymenophorea, Peniculida, Parameciidae. The record is from RefSeq and is a predicted model, not a curated record.